UCUCUCUCUUUUGUUUCUUUUUACUCCUUAAAUAUGAAUACACAACAAAGUACAGUUUUAAAUGAUUUCAAAUAUUUAGUUUAUUUCGUAUGCUUGGUUUUCCUUGAAUACAUUUAUCGUGUAUUUAUUUUAAUACCCUUAUCCACAGUACAAGCAUAUGCUAAGCAUCCUAUUUUCAUUUCACUUAUUGUGGUGUUUCUGUUUCCAACCUAUCUUGUUGCACAAUGCAUUAUCACUGCAGUGAAGCAUAUGAUUAAGAUUAUCAUUCUACCAAAAGAACAGAAAUACCUCUUCAUUGUCAACUUUUUUUUUGGAUAUACAAAUCCCUUUGCAACUCAUCUUCAGCGACAAGAAAACAUGACUCCCUCCGAGAACGGUGAUAUACAAAAAUACUUAGAGAGGUGUUCUAUUUGUUUUGAUGCAAAAUUAGAUUUAUGCCUCGAAUACUGCAGAGACCAAUUUUGUACAGAUUGCUUUCAAAAAUACGUAACUGAAGUGGUCAAGUCAAGUUGGGGACUUGGUGUGACAAAAAUUCGCUGUCCUGUUUGCAAAACUCAUAUUCCUCAAAACGAGUGGACAAAGCAUGUACCAGAAAGCAUAAUUGAACUCUACAACAAAUUCAACCAGCCUUAUCGAACAUUUUCAAGACACUGCCCUCAUUGUGAAACGGAAAUGACUCCAUGUGAUUUUGGACAACACUCGGCUCAAAAAAAUUUAUCAAAUGAAAUAGGAUUGAUGUUGCAGGACUUUUCAGAUCAGACCUUUGCAAUGUUUGUGCGCAUCUUUUGUAAAUCAGAAUGGCGCAAUUCGACUCUGCCUCAAAUUCACCAUCAAUUGAUAGAGCAACUCUUGACUACAACAAAUGAAAUAGAUAAAGUCAAGACCAUUUCCAUGAAAAUGUUAAAAUUAGGAGUGAGGUCUGAUACUUGGAAAAAGCUUCAAUUUGAUCAUAUUUUCUUUUUCCCAAAUAUUCAAUGCUCAACUUGUGAUCUAUCUUUUUGUUUACAAUGUGGAGAUGAUACACACAAAGACUUGACAUGUGAGGAAAACAUGAAACAGCGUAUUCUUCAACAACAACAAACAAGCCAUGGCGAUGAUGUACAAUCUUUAAAAUGGAAACUGGAGCAUAGCCGAAAAUGUCCUUGUUGCUCUAUUAUGAUUCAACGUGAUGAAGGCUGUAAUAAGGUAGAAUGUACAAUGUGCGGAUUUAGCUUUUGUUGGGAGUGUCGACUACCAUGGUCAGAGAAUUGUGGUUAUUUUGUUUGUGCGACAAAUAAAAAGGACUAUGUAAGACUGACUAGACAAGGUGACUCAAACAGAGCAAGUACUUAGCAUUAAAUGAUUUCCAAAUUAAUUUUAUGUUUAAAAUAGACUGAAUUAGGAGUGCCAAAUAUAAAUCAUAUCUUUAUUUGAAGGAGACGAGCGGCUCUCUCUUAUUUUUACAUUGUGUAAAAAAAAAAAGAAAAAAAAUUACAUGUUAUUAUCUUCAUGCGAACCAGUAAUUUCUUUAUAUGAUUCUGAAGCUAAAAUUAAGUCGUACGGAUACUCCUUUAAAACGGCAU
Molecule: messenger RNA, 1562 nt
Organism: Gilbertella persicaria
Lineage: Eukaryota; Fungi; Mucoromycota; Mucoromycetes; Mucorales; Choanephoraceae
Exons: 4
Coding region: 34-1332 (432 amino acids)
Biological process (GO): protein polyubiquitination; positive regulation of proteasomal ubiquitin-dependent protein catabolic process; ubiquitin-dependent protein catabolic process
Cellular component (GO): ubiquitin ligase complex; cytoplasm
Molecular function (GO): zinc ion binding; ubiquitin protein ligase activity; ubiquitin conjugating enzyme binding
Source: RefSeq, a predicted model, not a curated record